AUGAUAGCAAGUGGGAACAAAGUCAUUACCAUCAAAGCCUGCUUCAUUCAAGUAUUUUUUGUCAUCCUCUUUGGAGCAACAGAAUUUUUUCUGUUGGCUGUGAUGUCCUAUGAAUGCUGUGUGGCCAUCUGCAAACCCCUGCAUUACGUGACCAUCAUGAACAGCAGAGACUGCAGGAACCUCAUCCUCUGUUGUUGGACAUCUGGCUUACUGAGCAUCCUUCCACCCCUUUCUUUGAGCCUUAAUCUGGAAUUCUGUGACUCUGUUAUUGGCCAUUUUGUCUGUGACGCUUCUCCAAUACUGAAGAAUUCAUGUACAGAUACGUGGCUCAUAGAGCAGCUGGCCAUACUCUGUGCUGUGUUGACUCUGAUUGUGACACUUAUGUGUGUGGUUCUGUCCUACAUGUACAUCAUUAGGACGGUUCUAAGAAUACCCUCUUCCCAGCAGAGGAAAAAAGCCUUUUCCACCUGUUCUUCCCACAUGAUUGUGGUUUCCAUCAGCUAUGGCAGCUGCAUUUUUAUGUAUAUCAACUCUUCAGCUAAGGAUGAGGUGUCCAUUAAUAAGGCUGUUUCUCUGCUCAUUGUGUCUGUUGCCCCUUUGUUGAACCCCUUCUUUUAUACCCUUGUAAAUUAA
Messenger RNA from Manis pentadactyla (Chinese pangolin), 633 nucleotides. Its product is annotated as olfactory receptor 6C2-like. The record is from RefSeq and is a predicted model, not a curated record. Gene Ontology annotation, molecular function: olfactory receptor activity. Gene Ontology annotation, cellular component: membrane. Bases 1 to 633 code for a protein of 210 amino acids. The transcript has a single exon. Lineage: Eukaryota; Metazoa; Chordata; Mammalia; Pholidota; Manidae. Gene Ontology annotation, biological process: G protein-coupled receptor signaling pathway.